UUGACGACGUUGACAUAAAAUUGAAUUUUAGGACGCUAAAAUAAGGUUGCGUUUGUUAUUUUGAUGGAGAAAUGUUUUUAAUUUAUUAUUUUUCAAUUUCCGCAAUGAUUUAAAAUGUCUCUGGCAGAAAUAUUUUUAAACGCCGCUACCAAGGCACAACAGAAACAAUUUUGUCAUAAAAAAUUGAUGAAAUUAGUGGAAAAUGCUUUUGAUAACUCGAAACUCGAGGAACUUUACAAAGCCUUUCUGAGAGCUCUCUAUAGAUGUUACUACUCAAAUGAUUAUGCAGAUAAAAAUCCCUAUGUAGCCAGAGGAUUGGAGUUUUUAGCUGAAAUAGUAAUGAAGAUAACUCUCAAAUGCGUAAAUCCCAUGGAAAUUACGGAUGCCAAUGGCACUGUCUCUCAAGUAUAUGAUAUCACUCUGGAUCCAUUUUUCAAUAAUGUAUUGAGUUCUAGCGUGAAGUUUGCUUGUGUAGAGAAGAGUGAAGUCAGAUUUAACACAUGUUAUUUCAUCAUGACUUUGUUACAAUGUAUUGGAAAUAACGUUGAAAUGGAUCAAAGUGUUUGUAAUAUUAUCUUGGAUUCACUUGUAGAAUUAUUACAUGAUCCUAAGGCAAAUAUUCGUAUUCAAGCUAUUAAAGCACUUGUGAGACUUCAAGAGCCUUCAAAUGCCGACUGUUUAGUGUUGAAAUCUUUUUGGAUACUAUCUACUGAUCCUAAUAGUGAAGUGAGGAAAUCUGUUAUAAGCUAUAUGGCUCCUCAUCCUCAAAGUUUCAUAAAGAUUAGAAAUAGACUGACAGAUACAGAUCAAGGGGUUAAGCAGGCAGCAUUCACAAAAUUUGCAGAUAUAAAUCCAAAAUUAUACCUGAAAAUAAUUGAUAGAAACAUAAUUUUAACUUGCGGCCUAGCUGAUAAAAACAAGAAAAUACAGCAUAUAAUGACAGAGAAAUUGUUACCAAAGUGGUUGAGCUACUUUAAAGGGAAUUAUUUGUUGUUUUUUAGAGCAUUGAGAUUAGAUGCUGAUGAAAAUGACAUCAAUAACUUUGAGAAGUUGUGUACAGAACUUUUAGAAAUCUUUUCAAGGGCUCAUAGUUUGACUGAUUUAGUGAAAUAUUUACCAAUCAAUAAAGAAGACAAACUAAUCCCUAGCCAACAGUUACGUUUGGAAAGUGUAUUUUAUUGGGCAGGUGUUAUAAGUUACCUCAGAAAAACAGAAGAUGGUGAGGAGUAUUUGGAGAGUAUCUUACCUGAAUUGACCUCAUUUAGCAAUUAUAUAGAGCGGGUUAUUAAGGAAAAGUCAUCAGUUGCGAUGGACGAAUGGGAGAACUUGGAAUUUCAAAAUAUAUUAUACCAGCUUUUCAAAAUUUCAUCUGGUUUUGACAUGUCAGAUGAGGCUGGCAGGAAAACUUUCUAUGCAUUGAUUCUACAAAUUCUAACAACCAACAAAUUUCAACAGAAAGUCAUUGAUCAGAUACUUCAAGUUGCUUCACUAUUGAAUACAAAUAAAGGUUCGCUUAGUAUAGAUCUUUGUCAGGUUAUAUCAGAAAUACGGGAGCCUUUGAUGGAUGAAUUGCCCUCAGAGGAAAAAUUGAGAAAACAAAAUUUCGAGAUGACCCAAUUGAGAGUUAAAAUUCAUCAAUUAGAAAUUGAUGAAGAAGAAGCUCUGAAGAAAAAAGAUUUCCAACAUGCCCAUAUUGUUCAAAACGAAAUUGAAAAGUGCCAAAAAGAACUGGAUAGCUUGAAAAAUAUGUAUGUUGUCUCAGAGAAAGUCAGAGUUUCAAAAGACGAUCCAGAAACGCUCUGUAGAUGUUUGGAUAUCCUUAUAGGUCUAUUAAAAAUAACCGAUGCCAAAGACAUUUCGCCCGCCUUGCAAUCUUGCAGAGAUGAAUUUUUGAUGCCGCUUUUAAGUAAUAAUAACUCAGAAGUUCAUUGGAGAUUUAUAUUAUGUCUCGGUCUGUUUUCGCUUAUGGAUAAGGAAUUGGCUUUCAAACAUGCCAAUUUUCUCUGCUUGCCGAUAGCUACUUAUAGGGCUAUAGCCAACUAUGAUAAAGUUGCUUUGAAGACAUCUGUUGCAUGUGUAUCCGAUUUGAUACGUAUGUACGGUGUCAAAGUGAUUGGCGUGCAAGAAAACUCCCAAUCGGAGCAAAAUCAGGAUUCCAAUCCAACGACCUCUAGACGAAAGCUUUACUCUGAAGAUCUAAGUGAACCAGAAAUUUUAAGUAAGGAUGAUAUAACAAUUGAAUUCAUUAUAGACAUAAUCUUGGAUAUGUUAGAUGACGAGGAUGAAGGUGUUCGUCUCACUGCAUCUACUUCGAUAUGCAGGCUUAUUGUGAGUAAUUUUCCAGUUAGCUCUGAAUUGAUAUGUAGACUCAUCCUGAAAUGGUAUAAUCCUGAAACAGAAAAAAAAGAUGUUAAACUUCACAAACAGCUAGGCAUAAUUAUAGAAUGUUUCGUUAAUAACACUAAAGGAGCGAAGAAAGUUGUUCAGAAAGCUAUUUUACCAAUUAUUUCUAGCAUAGUCAACGCAUCAGGGACGAGUCCCCUGCUUGAAAUAGAUAUGGAAAAUGUUCUUAGAUUUUUAGCUGCCAUUACGAAUACGAUUGAUGAUAAUGACAACGAGAAUAUACAUAAUGAAAUAGCUGUUGAUCUUAUUGAAAGGAUGUUGAAUAAACCGAAUGAUGCCUGUGUUCCAUAUCUGGUUAAAUUGUUAACAUAUUUAGAAUUGAAAUUCCAAGAUAUGGAUAAGUGUAGGAGUCUGAUAACUUCAAUAGAAUUGUUAAUUGCUGAUAUAGUUGAUAAAAUUCCUAGGAAAAAUCUCAUGAAGUUAAGAGAUAAAUUAGUUGCUGGUCUGAAUGUGGCUACGAUUGACAUAGAGGCUGACAGAACUGAAAACCAGACUGCGAAUGGAUUGACUUCUAUUACUGAUCCCAUUAACGGCACAGAAGAAAAUAUUGAAGACCAAUCAUCAUUGAUCAGACAUUCUGCUGUGAAUGGAGGAUUGGAGAAUGCUAUAUCUGAAAUCGAUUCAGAUAACAUUCAGAAAGGUAAUUCUUCAGGUUCUGAAUCAGAUUCAGGAGAUUCAGUUGAAACAUUCUCGAAUCUUGGAGAGUUUCCUAAACCAACCACAUUAGUGAAAAAAAUAUCUUGUGAAAAUAUACGGAAAACAUCCAGGACUAGAACAAAACUUGAAAAAAUAUCAGAGGUGUCAGAAGAGCAAGACAAAAAUAAUAAAUGUACCAAAAAUGAAAUAAGCCCUAAUAGAUCAAGUCAAUCUGCAUCUGUAUCAGAGAAUGGGGAGAAAACAGAUGUUUAUGUUAGGUGUGAUUACAAUUUGGAGAAAAAUAAGGUAAUCUCCACAGAACCUAACAAAAUGCUCCAAAAUAAAGGAAAAGUCAACACAAGUAAUGUUCAGGUAAUCUCUCAAGUCAUAUUAAGAAAGAAAACUAAAGACAAUGUGGAACAAGAUGGAUCAUCUGAAAAAUCUUCUCGAUCUCUUAGAUCCACUAAGAGUGUAGCAGCUAAGAGUUCUGAUUCGAAUUCUGUUGAUUCAUCAAAAAGGAAAAUGAGAAACCGACAAAGAAUAUCUGAUAAAGAAAGAUCUACAACUAAAACAAAUAUGAUAAAAAGAUCUUCAAGCAAGCAGUCUGCUAGAGCAACUUCAUUUCCAUCAAAAUUCAAAGAUUAUGUAACAUCUAGACCAGAAACAUUGGUUAUUCACUCUGAAGAUUCUCCUAAACCCAAAAAAGUUGAAAAGAGGACAGCUCAAACUCCUCUAUCAGUAACUUCGAAACGGAAAUCAAAGAGGCUCUACAGAGAUCCUGAAGUACAAGAAACAGCUUCGAAUUCAAGCAAUAUUUCACCUUUCAGAAAAAAAAAUACAAAAACCUCUCUUUCUGUUGGAAAGAGAUUAUCUAGGAGGUUUUCUAGAAGUGUAACACUUUCGAACAGGAAAAACAGCUCUCCGCGACGCUCACUUGCUGUAGGCCUUGGAACAAAUUUGAGGAAAUCGCUGAGGAGCAGUAAUUCUAUGCACAUUAGCCCACACUCUCAGGGACGCCUAAUAGUACCAAGUAGUACAUUGACAACCACCCCUGAUAAAAUUUCCAAAAUAAAAAAACCAAAGGAACCUAAACUUAGAAGAAAGCUUGAAAUUUCGUCUGCAACUUCAUUGAAAAAAGGGAAAAACAAAGAUGCAGAAGAAUUAGCUAGUGCAUCAAAGAAUGAAUCUAUUUUCAAUGAAAAUUCUUCCAAAGAUAGCAACAAGAGUCAUGACAACAAAUCUUCGAAAAAUCUUAAUGUGUCUAGUAGAGAACGUUCUUUGAGAAGCAAAAAAGAAAGAAAUGUAAAAAGUGAAAUGGGAAAUGAUUCUAGAAAACAAAAUAAUGAAAGUGAAUUGAAAAAGUUGGCAGAUAGUUCGAAAAGAGAUAUUGAAGAUAAUAGAAAAAGAGAACAGAGAGUUAUACCUGAAAAAAAUUCUUCUCGUGAAAAAUCUCGGCGAAAAAUCAGCAAUUCUGAUAGUGAAACUUCAUUGGACAAUAAAAAUAAGAAUCAUGAAAGAGUCGAAGCUAAAAUAAGGAAUUUAAGAAAAACCGCUAACAAACAGAAUGAAAAUGAAACAAAAAAAAAUAGUGAUGAUGAAAAACGUUCAAAACAAAAAAUUAGAAAUGUGGUAGAAGUGAAAAGUGCUACUAUUUCAUCAAAUUCAAUCAAAAAUUCUAAAAGUAAAAGUAAUUCUAAUGAUGGAAAACAAAAGGAUAAUACAGAAUGCCAAAAACAUUCAAGAUCUAAUCAAGGAGUAGAUAAUGGAGUACUUCAAAAUUUGAAUAAUGUAAUGAACAAAAUAAAGAAUACUUCAUCAAACAGAAGAAGUUUGAGAGUUUCAAUCAAAAGUCGAUCAAAAGAUAAUAACACUGAGAAUACUAAAAUUUCUCAUUCACCACAAGUUUGUACACCUAAACCAACGGUUACAAGAUCUCGGGUGAGCGAUCGGCUUAAUAAAUCGAAAUCUGCAUCCAGAAAACAGUUGGAUUUUUCCUCAUCCUCAGAUGAAACUAUUCUGAAAACUUUUCUACAAGGGGAUGAAGAAUUUCAGGUUUUGGAAGAUAUAUCUGUGGAAAAUAUCAGUAAUAACUCCAGUAAUUUGUCUGGAGAUUCGAAGAAAGAAAAUCUAUCCAUUGAUGUGUCUACCUCCUCGAGUUCCACAAGAAGAAGCUCACGUAGAAAGCGUUGCUGGAGAGAAGUUUCUCCAGAUACAGAAUCCCGUCCAACGAACAAAAUAAUGAAAACCGAACACACAAAAAAUCUGCAGAGAGUUGGGCGUUGAAAAUCACAAUUUUAUUAUUCUAUCAAUCUAUAUUCUCUUUAUACACAGCCAAAUUUAUUAAAUGAUUUCUUCUCUUGUAAAUAUUAUUUGUAAAUAAUUUAGGCCCGACUGAAUGUUGGACAUUUCAUAGGAUAGUUAUAAUGUUGAAUACAUAUUUUCUUAUUAUGAUAGAUAUAAUUAUAAUAGGUAUAAAGUAGUACAGACCCAAAUCUGAUUUGGUAUAUUUUUUAAUAUAGUUCCAUGGAUGUUUGAUACAUUUCAAAAUAUAGCUCGUAACAUUCUGAGAUACUUAUUAAAUCACUGAAUUAUUUUAUUUUAUUUGAAAGAGAUAUAUUUGUAUAUAGAAUGAUCAGAACCAAAAAUUUGUAAGCAACUUAACUGUAGAUUUUCCUCACAGUUUUCCUUCAGUUCAAAUGUAUUUGUCAAAUGGUUCAAAAGAAAAAUUGUGAAUAAUUGAAGUGACCUUUUGUGGAACAACAAAACUAUCCAGUUUGUAUAUUUUUAUUUUAUGAAUAUAAGUUUUGUUUUUA
This is a messenger RNA of Coccinella septempunctata (seven-spotted ladybird), 5852 nucleotides long. Its product is annotated as condensin complex subunit 3-like. NCBI's taxonomy places the organism in Eukaryota, Metazoa, Arthropoda, Insecta, Coleoptera, Coccinellidae. The transcript has 18 exons. The record is from RefSeq and is a predicted model, not a curated record. Gene Ontology annotation, biological process: mitotic chromosome condensation. Gene Ontology annotation, cellular component: condensed chromosome; condensin complex; cytoplasm. Bases 115 to 5322 code for a protein of 1735 amino acids.